AUGGUGUAUCUCGAUGAAUCAUACAUUGACAGGAACUACAACAGGAACAGAGACUCCCUGUAUGACCCCAACGACGGUCAAGACAUGCACAGUCAUCGCAAGAUCAAGCGGGGUCGGCGCUACUGCUUUGCCCUCGCAGUUCAGGGCCCGGAUCCGCGCGUGUGCACCACUGACGGUGCAGGCGAUGAGGAGCAGCCACAAGCAUCGCAGUCAUCAGCGCGCAAGUGCAGCCGGUGCAAGCAGCCAGGGCACACGCGGAAGAAGUGCCCCGUCGCUGAAGAAAACCUGCCUCAACAACCACAGAAGCAACCAUCCACACGCAAGUGUGGUCGAUGCAAGCAGCCAGGGCACACGCGGAAGAAGUGCCCCGUCGCUGACGAAGACCUCCCUGAGCAACCACAGCAACAGCAGGGCCGUCCCCGGAAGCCUUCUCGUGGGAGCUUCCAUACAGGGGACUAUCAUAAAGCCUUUAAUUCUGACAACUUCAUCAGCUGGUUCAAGGAUGCGUUGCUGCCGAACCUGCACCAGCCGUCGCUCAUCAUCAUGGACAACGCAGCGUACCACCGCACCCUCCCACCAGACACGCCAGUCCCGGGGAGAAUGAAGAAAGCGGACGUCAUUGCAGCUCUGCGAGCCAGGAACCUGACCGUGAGCGAGAUUGACUUCUCCUGCGAGCUGAAAGACCGCCUGAAGUUGUGGGUGAAGAACCACGUCCAACCCGAGGUGGUGCAGCUGGCCGAGGCGCAAGGCCACAAGGUGCUCUUCUCCCCUCCGUGCUACAGCGACCUCAACCCAAUCGAGCUCGUGUGGGCGCUGAUCAAGGGCAACGUCGGCCGCAGAUACAGCCUCGAUACAACCUUCGAGGAUGUUGAAAGGCGUCUGGAGGAAGAAAUCCAACGCCUGGCAGAGGAUCGCGGGCAGUACCGCAAAGAUGGCAAGACGCGCGUGCAAGCCAUCAUCGACUCGAUCGACAAGCAGCUGGAGCGGCAGCGGCGCAUCAUCGAUGGCAGGGGCGAAGAGGAGGCAGUAGAGCAAGCAGCACCAUGUACAACCACCCGAGCUGCGAGCGCUGAUAGCACUGAGGAGAUGGACGUUGAACAAGCAGCCGCAGUCGUGCUCGAUGAGGAGGUUGAUUGGGUUGACGAACGGAUGGAUGAGGGUGAAGAUGGAGAAGAGGGCGAAGAGUGUGAGGAGGGGGACGAUGACGGCGUGUCUGAAUCAGACUUAGAAGCAGGGGAACAGAGCGACGCCCUGUGA
Salpingoeca rosetta is the source of this 1257-nucleotide messenger RNA. RefSeq lists its product as uncharacterized. Gene Ontology annotation, molecular function: nucleic acid binding; zinc ion binding. Lineage: Eukaryota; Choanoflagellata; Craspedida; Salpingoecidae. Bases 1 to 1257 code for a protein of 418 amino acids. The record is from RefSeq and is a predicted model, not a curated record. The transcript has 3 exons.